UGAAACUGUUUUAGAAAAUUUUUAAAAGCCUUACAUGCAGGUUUGGUGUAAAUGUGAGAAUUGCUUCUUCAAUUCUCCCCCAUUUUAGGCAUUUGAUAUAAUUUUGUUCAUCUUGCUCCUGGAUUAUUAAGGUAUGGUUUUUUUUUUUUAAUUUUUUAUAUAUUCCAUUUGAGAUUCAAGUAAUAAAAAUCCAACCUUGAUAAGUGUACAUCCCAUUACUCAAUAAUUAUGCAUGUACGGUUCCAAUUCACUGAUUGUAAAGUUUAAUCUCCAUUUUGACUUAAAGUUUUUACAAAAUUUCUGGUUCACAAACAUCCUUGGUUGAAUUAGUUGUCUUCAAGUUCAUCUUCAACUUGUGUACUCAAAUUUUCUUCAAAAUUUGAUUCAACUGGAACCCAAUAGCCCCAGUCCACUUGAUAACUUCAUCUUCAUAUGGAAACUCCAUACCCAAAACCCAUUUCUCCCAGCAAGACCCGCAUCGGCUGGAUCGGCAUCGGCGUAAUGGGCGCAGCCAUGGCCUCUCGCCUUCUGUCUGCCGGUUAUUCCCUCAUCGUCUACGCUCGAAACCCCUCAAAAGCUUUUUCACUCCAAUCCAAAGGCGCCACUCUCGCGAACUCCCCCCACGAGGUGGCUCGAUCAAGCGACGUCGUCUUCACUAUGGUGGGAAACCCGCAAGAUGUUCGAUCAGUUGUCUUAGAGAACAACGGUAUUCUUUCCGGGCUAAAUCCUGGUGCUGUACUCGUUGAUACUACUAGUAGCCAUCCAGCUCUUGCGCGAGAAAUUUUCAAAGCCGCACGUGAAAAAGAUUGUUGGGCUGUGGAUGCCCCGGUUUCAGGGGGUGACAUCGGUGCAAGAGAUGGAAAAUUAGCCAUUUUUGCGGCAGGUGAUAAUGGAGUUGUGGAGUGGUUAUCGCCAUUGUUUAAUGUGAUGGGGAAGCAUACGUAUAUGGGCCAGCCAGGUUGUGGACAAAGUUGCAAAAUUGCUAAUCAAAUUGUGGUAGGAGCGAAUUUGAUGGGGCUGAGUGAAGGGCUGGUGUUUGCGGAGAAGGCAGGAUUGGAUGUUAGGAAGUGGAAAGAUUCAGUGAGGGGAGGUGCGGCAGGGUCAAUGGUGAUGGAGUUAUAUGGGGAGAGAAUGAUAGAGAAAGACUUCAGGCCAGGUGGGUUUGCGGAGUAUAUGGUGAAGGACAUGGGUAUGGGUGUGGAUGUUGUGGAGGAGAGUGAGGAUAAGAGAGUUGUGGUGUUGCCUGGUGCCGCAUUGGGCAAGCAGAUGUUUUCGGCAAUGGUGGCAAAUGGAGACGGGAAGUUUGGCACUCAAGGGCUUAUUUCUGUUAUAGAAAGGAUCAAUGGCAAUUAAGUGCACUUCUUGAAUUGUGUUAGUAGUGUUUGUUUUGGAGUUGGGUUGUGUAUAAUGAUCUUGAAGUUUGGGGUGCUUGAUGUUACAGAGUGUUUGUUUUGGUUGUUUAGUUAUGAUUGGGUUUCAGAUGCUUGAGAGAAAUUUUGUGUUGGUUUGUUUAUAUCAAUUGGUUGUCCUGUUUGGAGAUAGUUUUUCAUUAUGCCUUGGGCUGAUGACAGCCAGAAGAUCUUAAAUGUAAGUAUUUUUACUUGUAAUAUCUAAUGGUUUCUGAAUCUCGGUAAAGCAUGAAUAUUGAGUCA
Mangifera indica (mango) is the source of this 1652-nucleotide messenger RNA. RefSeq names its product probable 3-hydroxyisobutyrate dehydrogenase-like 2, mitochondrial. NCBI's taxonomy places the organism in Eukaryota, Viridiplantae, Streptophyta, Magnoliopsida, Sapindales, Anacardiaceae. The transcript has a single exon. Bases 433 to 1353 code for a protein of 306 amino acids. The record is from RefSeq and is a predicted model, not a curated record. Gene Ontology annotation, molecular function: oxidoreductase activity; NAD binding; NADP binding.